AGCAAGCAAAAGGAGCAAAACGGAAACGUGAAGUUUGCCAAGCGGGACACUAUCUCGCUGUCACCUUCGACAACGGCUUGGGCGUGCUCAGAUCGUUAAAGUCAGCUAGACAUCCAUUGAAGAACAAUGGGCAGUACAGGUUACACGUGCAUACGACGGACAUUCUGCUCGUUCAACAUUCUUAUCUGGCUCUGCGGCAGUGGUUUCCUUGCCAUAGGUGUUUGGUUACACUUUGCCUACCCCGGCUAUGCAACUCUACUGCCCGAACAUGCCGUGCUCAGUGCCGACUCCAUGUUCAUCACGGUAGGUGUGAUCAGUUUCGUGAUCGCCUUCUUCGGCUGCUGUGGCUCCUGGUUCCAAUCGAGAUGUUUUCUCGUGAUAUAUUUCACACUGGUUGUGUUGCUGUUCCUGAGUGAGUUCUUGUUGGGUUCGUUGGCGUUUGUGUUCCGCGGUGGAAUCGGUCGCAUGCUGGCCCAGGAGCUGAAGUACGGCAUCGAGAAGCACUACAAUGUGUCCGAUCGUGGUGGUUUCCUGACCCCUUCGGUAGCUUCCAUUUGGGACAAUCUUCAAGUCGAUUUGCAAUGCUGUGGUGUGUCAUCCUACGAAGAUUGGUACGAUAUCAGUGCGUGGCCAGGCGAGCGAUGGGUUCCACGAUCCUGCUGUCGUCCUCAGUAUGGCUCAAUGUUUGCGGAGGGCUCUGGAGAUGAUCUACCGAACGUUGAUUGUAGGAAAGCGGGUAAUCCAACCCUGCUGUGGGACAAAAGCUGUGGUCAGAUUCUCCAGAUGUGGUUUGUUCAGCGGCUUCACAUCGUAGGAACGGUUGGCCUAGUGAUAGGUUUCCUUCAGCUAUUUGGUCUAAUAUCGUCGAUGCUGUUGUUCUGUACGGUCAAGCACAAACGUUCCUCAAAAACGUACAAAUCAUACUCCCCAACGGUCGACACGACGCUCAAUCGCAACGGAACCAGUGGCACCUACAUGGACGAUUGACUGUAUGGCUGAGUGGUUUCGCGAACGCCAAAGCCGAACACCACAAACAGCACCGACACUAAACCAAAAUGGGAAUCAAUACUCACCUGCUCCUCCGGGGUCAGCUUUGCGCCGCCAGGAAGCAGGGACAUGGUUGUGUGUACGCGAGAGCGUACGUGUGAUCCUCGAUGCGCGACAAGAUAGCGCAGAAGAUUGUGCCAAAAACGAUGAAACAAAUCAGACAAAUCAACUAACAUAAAGUAACACGGGAUGCAUAAGAUAACUGCAUGAAUGAAGACAAUAUAACGACGUAAGUACAGAUCAAAUGGUCAAAUGAAACCCGUGAUUAGAUGCACGAGCAAUAUGGGAGAAUGGUGCUGAUGUAGCAAAGAGGACGCUACAGUUUAAGAAAUAUGCGAUGCGACAGGGACCCUAGAUUAGAGGUAGAACUUCAGAUUUUUAUUUAUACACAUUGAAAACCUAUUUUUAACUCUUGGCCACCAUUCGUUUGGUUUGGCCGAUAUCUCGCGCGUAAUACACGGGGCGACAAAAACUGCCUACAACUACCACAACCCCAUUACCAAGGAUCAAGUUCUCGCGUGUUCGGUUCGUUGACACCGUGCAGGAACGCUUUAGUCACGGAAAAGGAUCAAUAGAGGUACAUUCCAGGCAAUUAUAUACCCAGCGCAUGUUACGAUUUUAGGUAUUUACAGAACCAAUAAAUUACGAUUGACAGACGA
Molecule: messenger RNA, 1706 nt
Organism: Anopheles coustani
Lineage: Eukaryota; Metazoa; Arthropoda; Insecta; Diptera; Culicidae
Product: tetraspanin-9
Exons: 7
Coding region: 127-987 (286 amino acids)
Cellular component (GO): membrane
Source: RefSeq, a predicted model, not a curated record